AGAUCUACCAUUGGUUUGUAUGAGGAUUUGUGCAUCUGUUGAACACGCAUUUCAUAGAUUCGUAGCGCAUACCGGGUACACGUGAAACUUUUGCAACAAAAAUGAAAUUCUUGGAUGCUUGUUGGGUCAUAGCGCCUAUAAUGACUUCCUGCAUGUAAUACCGUACCAAAGAUGAAUAUCCUGGGUUUACGUCGCCAUUUCACCUCCCCUCUAUCGUUUACGGACGUUGAUGCUGUGCCAACUUCCCCUUCAAAUGUCUCGAAUCAGGACUCGCAGGACAACAAGGAUGUGUUACUACAAAGACUCAAUGACCUCGUGGUCAGAUUGUCACAUGAUGAUGCCGAGGAUGCUGCCAUCACUGCAUUGCACAAGAAGACGGAUGAGAUGGAGACGCUGUUGAGAGUGGAAUAUUCUAUGGAUUUGGAUCCGAAAGUAUCUCACAAUAAAGUCAAACCACCGCCGCGGCGAAGGGACUCCAAUGAUAUAUUCUGGGGGCGACCACUCAACACCAGACGGGAAAGCUACCUCCGACGGCCAAAUUCUCCCACACCGGUAUCCCGCAGUGCUUCAUAUAAUAGGCCUGUAGUGGUGAUCUCCAAAGCUGCUGAGAUAGCAACAUCAGCUGAAGAGUUGAAUGUGCGACUUGCCAAAGCAGUGGGCGAGCUUCAAGCUUCUAGGAUAGAAAGCGAUGUAAGUUUACAUGCAUCAAUUAAGUUUAGAUUUUAAGAUACGGUCACUCAUGUAUUCUAUGUAGAAGAUUCUAGCUUGGCACGUCGCGAGGUUGGACUUAUGCACGGAAGAAAUCACUAAUUUAGAGGAACACAUUUCGAAUCUGUAGGUGUUGGUUCUCAUUUCGUCUUGUCCCUUUUCAUCCCUUGCAUUUCUGCCUUACAUUUUCCUUGACACUAAGAAUUUUCUCCAUCAACUCAGCCAGGAAGAACUGGAAACCAGUCGAUCACUACUCAACCGUACCCAAAUCGAUAUGCAAACUAUGGCAGCAAAACACGCAAAAGCUCUGGACGAUAUCACUUGGAGGGAGGACUGGGAUGAACUUAACCAAGAUAUGGAUAUGAGAGGUAAUAGCAGUAUAGGAGUGUGGGAUGACUCUUCCGAGUUCCCUGACGAGUAAAAUAUCAAGUGGAUGAGUUUUUUUUAUGUCCGAUGACCUAUCGGAUGGGUGGCAGCCUUGGCUCUACGUCUGUACACAAAUUUGCGAGAAGCAUAGGAGUUGGGGAAAUAUCGAUUACGCAUAGAAUUCAUCAGGUCAGGGGAUAGUCGGUUGUUGUUCAAUCUCACCCUAACCAUCCAUUAUCUGGGUCAAGUGGUCGCUCCGCAAGCUUGUUUGCAGGCCAUACGUUUCUUUUGGAUACGACGAAUCAGGGUUUCUAAAAAUCCAAACUGCAGUACAACAAUGAAGCUCUGGAUUCACGGAUUUGAUUGAAAGAUGAAACUA
Sclerotinia trifoliorum is the source of this 1453-nucleotide messenger RNA. Lineage: Eukaryota; Fungi; Ascomycota; Leotiomycetes; Helotiales; Sclerotiniaceae. The record is from the annotation of a GenBank genome assembly.